This is a messenger RNA of Lodderomyces beijingensis, 1575 nucleotides long. NCBI's taxonomy places the organism in Eukaryota, Fungi, Ascomycota, Pichiomycetes, Serinales, Debaryomycetaceae. The record is from the annotation of a GenBank genome assembly.
AUGGCGGAUAUUUUUGAUAUGGAUGGCUAUGAGCACCAGCAGCAGCUCAAUAGUGGAUUUUCUAAACUACAGCUUGAACCAAACGGGCAUCAGCAACCGGUCCAGCUCAAUUAUAAACUACUAGACAACGAUAACGAUGAUGAUGACGACGGAGAUAAUAGUCGGAAUGGCCAUGUGCUCACUGAUGAUACCGAGGAAUACGACACCGUGCGAGAAUACUUCCCAAGCAAAAGCAAACCCAUCCUGAUUGACGCCAACCAGCAUUCACUGUUGAGCAUCCCCAGUAUACAAACGAUGAACAGCAAACCACGGCCACGGCGCAAGUCCUCGAUUGUUUCCUCAUAUGAGAUCAAGAUCGGUCAAGAGGAUUACAUAUCAUCAAGCUUGGUGGUGGACAACACACCCAAGAUCAAAGGCACCCCGGAAAACCAAGGCUUUGUUGCGCCCUACAAGCCCAAGUUGUCGGAUUUUGAGCCGAUAAAAGUAUUGGGCAAGGGCUCCUAUGGCAAAGUGUUGCUCGUGCGUGAAGUGCGCACCGGUCGUUUGUUUGCCCUGAAACAGUUGCUCAAGGCUUCCCUCAUUAUAAAUCAGGAGGAAAGCGACCAAGCAGAGGAUAGCGGGAGCGACAGCGGGUGUGGGGGACCCAAGAUCGAUACGAGAAACUACCAGCGUACACUAAGCGAAAAGCAAAUUCUCGAAAUUGUCAAUCAUCCAAACAUCGUCAAGCUCUACUAUGCCUUCCAAGAUAACAACAAACUAUACCUCAUUCUCGAGUAUCUCCAAGGAGGCGAGUUAUUCCACCAUUUGUCAAUGGAGAAAUUCAUGAGCGAGAGAAAUGCAGCAUACUACAUUGCCCAAAUCAGCUUAGCUCUCCACUAUCUCCACACGAGAAUCCACGUCAUUUACCGCGAUUUGAAACCGGAAAACUGCAUGCUAAACUCUCGCGGCCACUUGGUGCUCACCGAUUUCGGAUUGAGUAAAGUUGCUCCUGACUCCAAAUCCAAGCUCAAUUCCAUGACGGGGACAAUCCAAUACAUGGCACCCGAAGUAAUCGAGGGACAGGAGUACGACUAUAUCGUCGAUUGGUGGAGCUUGGGCUGUGUCGCAUUUGACUUGCUAACGGGCUCGCCUCCGUUCCCAGGCACAAAUGCGCAACGCGUGCUUCAGAAAAUUCGCAAUUUCAAAAAAAAUCUCAAAUUCCCCUUUUACUUGAGCUCAGACGCAAAGGACUUGUUGCGGAAAUUGUUGCUGGUUAACCCCGAUAAACGCUUGAAUGUGGAUGUCGAAUGGGACAAGUUCAAAAAACAUAAUUUCUUCCGAUAUGUAGAUUGGAAGAAGUUGGAAAAAAUCGACGAGGGGGAUGAGAUCUUGCCUCCCAUCUUGCCCAUUAUAACUGACCCCAUCUUAGCGGAGAAUUUCGACUCCGAGUUCACCGAGAUGGAUUUCACACCACACCACCAGACGAGAUACUUGUCGCAACGAGAGACUUUUUACAUGAAGGAUUUCUCCUAUAUCAAUCCCAAUUUCUUGGAUAGUUUACAAACUAACGGAGAGGAGGAGACCAUUAUUGAAUAG